GAUAUUUAUUAUUCGUUAAUUGUUAUAUAUUUUGUUAUUGUUUUUGUUAAUAUUUAAAUAUGCACGAGACUAGUGAAAGUGAAGACGAUACACAUUAUGCAGGUACUUCAAAGACAAAAAAAAAGAAKCAAACCCAUWGAGCUCAAAAAUUUAGAGAUGAGUGGUUAAAUAUCUCAGAAUUAAAAACAUGGUUGCUUCCAGUUGAAAAUGAUCCUUUUAAAGCCAAAUGUAAAGUAUGUAAUAUUAUAAUGGUUGGUGAAUUGACAAACAUAAAAAUGCACGGUAAAGGUAUAAAGCAUUUGCAAAAUUGCAAACAAUCGAAGAGACCUAUUUCAACGUUCUUCAAAACAGCACCAACCAAUUUGAAUUCUGAUGUUUCUAAAGCAGAAAUUAAACUGUCCGCUUUCAUAGCAGAACAUAAUGUUUCAUUUAUGGCAAUGGAUCAUUUGUCUGAUCUUCUUAAAGAUAUAUUUCCAGAUUCUAAAAUUGCAAAAGAAAUAAAUCUUAAAAGAACAAAAACCACAGCAAUUAUAAAGAACGUAAUUGGAGCUUCACAUAAAGAUGAUCUAGCUAAACAAUUGAUGAAAAGUAAAUUUAGCAUUCUAACYGAUGAAUCCACAGACAUCGGUACAGUGAAAACAUCUUGUGUGGUAGUGAGAUUUUAUGACGAAGCAACAAAACACGUGGAGUCAAAAUUUUGGGAAUUGCAUGAUGUGUUUGAUAUCCCAAUUGACAAACAACCAGCAGCGACAGCUGAACAUUUAUUUAAUUGCCUGAUAGAAACAUUGAAUCGUUAUAGGAUUCCACUACACAAUAUAAUCGGYUUCGGCUCCGAUGGUUGCAAUGUAAUGAUGGGCUCUAAGAAUUCAGUGGCAACUAGAUUUCGUCAGAUGUGUCCAGGUAUUUUUGUACUAAAAUGUAUAUGCCAUAGUGCACAUUUAUGUGCAUYAGAAGCAUGUAAAAAAAUACCAAGAUCAUGUGAGGAUAUGGCUCGGAAUAUCUUUAACUUUUUACACAGCAGUGCUAAACGGCAAAGUAGUUUGAAACAGUUCCAAUUGUUCAUGGAUCUUWAACCAAAAAAAAWUCUACACCCUUCACAGACAAGAUGGCUUUCCUUAGAAGCUGUAGUGAAUAGAAUUUUGGAACAAUGGGAAGCCUUGAGGCUGUAUUUCAAUGAUACAUAUUUAGACCAAAAACUCCUUUCGACAGAACAGAUUUAUAAUUCUUUAAAUGAUAGAUUCAUAAAAUUGUAUUUCUUAUUUUUAUCAUGGAUACUACCCAAAUUCAAUGAGUUUAAUAAAUAUUUCCAAUCUCAAAAAGUUGUCAUUAAUGAUCUGCAUGAUAAAAUUCGAAUUUUAUAUCAAGAAAUCUUACUAUCGUUUUUAAAAAGAAACUAUGUAGUGCAAAAUGAUCUCAGUAGUGUGAGACCUGACAAUGGUGAACACCAUCUUCCUGAUAAUCAGUUAUAUUUAGGUGCUCAGGUUCUCAAAUGCAUAAAUGUACCUGAAUUAGCAAACAAGAAUGAAGAGAAAAAACACUUUUUCAAGAGUUGUAGACAUUUUUUGCAAACCGCUGCUUUAGAGCUAAAGAAACGUUAUAACAUGGACGAUCCAGUGUUGAGUAAGCUGUCAUCAUUGAGUGCAAAAAAUGCCCUAUCCAUUGAGUACCAUGAUUUGCACCCAACUCUUGUUYCAUUAAUAUCAUUGAUGACAAGAAUAGUGCCAGAAAACAAUGUAGAAUUAAUUCAAAAAAUAGAUGACCAGUGGCGUAGUCUUCCAUUAAAAAUGAUGCACAUGCCUGACUCCAUUACUGAUUUACAAUAUGCCAAUGGAUCACCUGAUAUAUUUUGGUAA
Molecule: messenger RNA, 1853 nt
Organism: Diuraphis noxia (Russian wheat aphid)
Lineage: Eukaryota; Metazoa; Arthropoda; Insecta; Hemiptera; Aphididae
Product: zinc finger protein 862-like
Source: RefSeq, a predicted model, not a curated record